Molecule: messenger RNA, 880 nt
Organism: Chrysoperla carnea
Lineage: Eukaryota; Metazoa; Arthropoda; Insecta; Neuroptera; Chrysopidae
Product: integral membrane protein DGCR2/IDD-like
Exons: 3
Coding region: 417-860 (147 amino acids)
Cellular component (GO): membrane
Source: RefSeq, a predicted model, not a curated record
AAAUAAACAAAUAGUUUCUGUAAUCUUUAGUUGCCGCAUAGCGCGCAAUCAUUUUAAUCAUAAUAAAAACUACAAACGUAGCAAGUGCUCAAGUGGGGGAAAACACUCAUACAAUAUUUUACUGGGAAUAUUCUAACAAUCACAAAAAAUUAUAUUUGCUCAUUUGAAUAGUUAUAAAACGGGAUUAUUUUUUUGGUGGGAUUGGAAUCGGUUGUUUUGUGUACAAGAAAAAAAAAAGGAAAAACAGUGCUCCAUGAUGAAGUAGAUUUUAGAUAAUAGAUAUAGUGCCUUUUUCAUCGAAAAAUUCAUCGAAAAUUCAUUGUGAUAAAAAUUCUAUUGUGUGUGGAUUUUUAAUAAAUUUUUUUAUUUUUAUUUUGUUUUAUAACAACAACAAAAAAACUUUUCUCUUCUCAAAAAUGAUGCUCAAAAAAUUUGAAAUUUGUAUACUUUUUGUAUGUUUGGCUUGUGUACAUUUUGUGGAUGGUAUGGAAGAAGAUUGCGUUGAUUUUCAAGGACAAACAGUGGCGCAUGGCUUAUUGUAUGUACCGGGUCCUGCCGUUUGUACGAUGUGUGUAUGCUACCAUUCUGAACCAAUGUGGUGUAAGGCAAUUUACUGCAAUCCACCAUAUUUUUGUCGUAAAUUUCGUGUUGGCGAACGAUGCUGUGAAUUUGUAUGCUUAGAUCCACCCGGCGAUGAAGCCUUCUUACAAUUGGAACGUUAUCGUAAAAAAUUAGCAAUGCAAUCAAGUCGAUCCGCUUCAAUCAAUCAAUUAUCACAUACAAAUUAUACUUUAUUAAUUGGUUCAUUAAUAUUUACAAUAAUUAUACAUAAAUAUUGGCAUGUAGGCAAAGAACAAUGACCCUCAUUCAAUUAUUAUUU